Triticum turgidum subsp. durum (durum wheat) is the source of this 351-nucleotide messenger RNA. NCBI's taxonomy places the organism in Eukaryota, Viridiplantae, Streptophyta, Magnoliopsida, Poales, Poaceae. The record is from the annotation of a GenBank genome assembly.
AUGGUCCUCGUCGUACUCGCCACCUUGUCCUAUGGCCUCCCCGCCGCCCGCAGCGACAUCGACUUCAUCGCCCGCACAUGCAAGAAGACCACUAACCCCGCGUUGUGUGUGGCUGUGCUAAGCGCCGACCCAAAGAGCAGCCACGCGUCCACCGAGCAUGACCUCGCCAGCGUCGCCCUGCAAAUCGCCACCAGCACCGCCAAGAAGAACGCUGCAGUCAUCUGUGACCUAGGCGCUUCAACGGUGGGCAAUAUGCCGAGACACUCAUCUCCGGUGGCCGACAUGGAUCGCGAGACGACGGAGCGGUGCGGCGUUGCGGGCGACCUCAUCGGCCUGCUCAUCACCAAGUGA